Acinonyx jubatus (cheetah) is the source of this 3255-nucleotide messenger RNA. RefSeq names its product actinin alpha 1 (gene ACTN1). NCBI's taxonomy places the organism in Eukaryota, Metazoa, Chordata, Mammalia, Carnivora, Felidae. The transcript has 22 exons. Gene Ontology annotation, biological process: muscle cell development; actin cytoskeleton organization. Gene Ontology annotation, cellular component: cell junction; stress fiber; Z disc. The record is from RefSeq and is a predicted model, not a curated record. The coding region runs from base 245 to 2989 and encodes 914 amino acids. Gene Ontology annotation, molecular function: actin filament binding; calcium ion binding.
GGAGAUUAGGUCCCAGGCAGGCAGUCCGCGAGCUCCAGCAGCCGGCCGCCGCCACCGCCACCAGCAGCAGCUACCGCGAGCAGCGCCGCGGCGGAACCGGGCGCAGGGGAGCGAGCCCGGCCCCGCCAGCCCAGCCCAGUCCGGCCCGACUCCCUCCCCACGCCGGGGCAGGAGCAGCAGCCGCCACCGCCGCCCCGAGAGAAGGUGGAGGAAGAAAUCCAGCUUGUAGCACGCGCGCACCAUCAUGGACCAUUAUGAUUCCCAGCAAACCAACGACUACAUGCAGCCCGAAGAGGACUGGGAUCGAGACCUGCUCCUGGACCCGGCCUGGGAGAAGCAGCAGAGAAAGACGUUCACGGCAUGGUGCAACUCCCACCUUCGCAAGGCGGGGACGCAGAUCGAGAACAUCGAGGAGGACUUCCGGGAUGGACUAAAGCUCAUGCUGCUGCUGGAGGUCAUCUCAGGGGAGCGCUUGGCCAAGCCGGAGAGAGGCAAAAUGAGAGUGCACAAGAUCUCCAACGUCAACAAGGCCCUGGAUUUCAUCGCCAGCAAGGGAGUCAAGCUCGUGUCCAUUGGAGCCGAAGAAAUCGUGGAUGGGAACGUGAAAAUGACCCUGGGCAUGAUCUGGACCAUCAUCCUCCGCUUCGCCAUCCAGGACAUCUCUGUGGAAGAGACUUCCGCGAAGGAGGGGCUGCUCUUGUGGUGUCAGAGAAAGACGGCCCCUUACAAAAACGUCAACAUCCAGAACUUCCACAUAAGCUGGAAGGACGGCCUCGGCUUCUGUGCCUUGAUCCACCGACACCGGCCUGAGCUGAUUGACUAUGGGAAGCUGCGGAAGGAUGACCCGCUCACAAAUCUGAACACAGCCUUUGAUGUGGCAGAGAAGUACCUAGACAUCCCCAAGAUGCUGGAUGCUGAAGACAUCGUCGGAACCGCCCGACCGGAUGAGAAAGCCAUCAUGACUUACGUGUCCAGCUUCUACCAUGCCUUCUCCGGAGCCCAGAAGGCGGAGACAGCAGCCAAUCGCAUCUGCAAGGUGUUGGCCGUCAACCAGGAGAACGAGCAGCUUAUGGAAGACUAUGAGAAGCUGGCCAGUGAUCUGCUGGAGUGGAUCCGCCGCACCAUCCCGUGGCUGGAGAACCGGGCGCCGGAGAACACCAUGCACGCCAUGCAGCAGAAGCUGGAGGACUUCCGGGACUACCGGCGUCUGCACAAGCCACCCAAGGUGCAGGAGAAGUGCCAGCUGGAGAUCAACUUCAACACACUGCAGACCAAGCUGCGCCUCAGCAACCGGCCCGCCUUCAUGCCCUCCGAGGGCAGGAUGGUCUCGGACAUCAACAAUGCCUGGGGCUGCCUAGAGCAGGCAGAGAAGGGCUAUGAGGAGUGGCUGCUGAACGAGAUCCGGAGGCUGGAGCGGCUCGACCACCUGGCAGAGAAAUUCCGGCAGAAAGCCUCCAUUCACGAGGCCUGGACGGACGGCAAAGAGGCUAUGCUACGGCAGAAGGAUUACGAGACCGCCACUCUCUCGGAGAUCAAGGCCCUGCUCAAGAAGCAUGAGGCCUUUGAGAGUGACCUCGCCGCCCACCAGGACCGCGUGGAGCAAAUUGCCGCCAUCGCACAGGAACUCAAUGAGCUGGACUAUUACGACUCACCCAGUGUCAACGCCCGGUGCCAAAAGAUCUGUGACCAGUGGGACAAUCUGGGAGCCCUAACCCAGAAGCGGAGGGAAGCUUUGGAGCGGACAGAGAAACUGCUGGAGACCAUUGACCAGCUGUACCUGGAGUAUGCCAAGCGGGCUGCACCCUUCAACAACUGGAUGGAGGGGGCCAUGGAGGAUCUGCAGGACACCUUCAUCGUGCACACCAUCGAGGAGAUCCAGGGACUGACCACAGCCCAUGAGCAGUUCAAGGCCACCCUCCCUGAUGCCGACAAGGAACGCCUGGCCAUCCUGGGUAUCCACAACGAGGUGUCCAAGAUUGUCCAGACCUACCACGUCAACAUGGCGGGCACCAACCCCUACACAACCAUCACUCCUCAGGAGAUCAAUAGCAAGUGGGACCACGUGCGGCAGUUGGUGCCACGGAGGGACCAGGCCCUGACGGAGGAGCAUGCCCGCCAGCAGCACAAUGAGAGGCUACGCAAGCAGUUCGCAGCCCAGGCCAAUGUCAUCGGGCCCUGGAUUCAGACCAAGAUGGAGGAGAUUGGGCGGAUCUCCAUUGAGAUGCACGGGACCCUGGAGGACCAGCUCAGCCACCUGCGGCAGUAUGAGAAGAGCAUCGUCAACUACAAGCCCAAGAUCGACCAGCUGGAGGGCGACCACCAGCUCAUCCAGGAGGCUCUCAUCUUCGACAACAAGCACACUAACUACACCAUGGAGCACAUCCGUGUGGGCUGGGAGCAGCUCCUCACCACCAUCGCCAGGACCAUCAAUGAGGUGGAGAAUCAGAUCCUGACCCGAGAUGCCAAAGGCAUCAGCCAGGAGCAGAUGAACGAGUUCCGAGCUUCCUUCAACCACUUUGACCGGGAUCACUCCGGCACGCUGGGUCCCGAGGAGUUCAAAGCCUGCCUCAUCAGCUUGGGUUAUGAUAUUGGCAACGACCCCCAGAAGAAGACAGGCAUGAUGGACACGGAUGAUUUCCGCGCCUGCCUUAUCUCCAUGGGUUACAACAUGGGAGAGGCAGAAUUUGCCCGCAUCAUGAGCAUUGUGGACCCCAACCGCCUGGGGGUAGUGACGUUCCAGGCCUUCAUCGACUUUAUGUCUCGGGAGACGGCCGACACGGACACAGCAGACCAAGUCAUGGCCUCCUUCAAGAUCCUGGCUGGGGACAAGAACUACAUCACGGUGGACGAGCUGCGCCGAGAGCUGCCGCCGGAUCAGGCGGAGUACUGCAUCGCCCGGAUGGCCCCCUACACCGGCCCCGACGCCGUGCCCGGUGCUCUGGACUACAUGUCCUUCUCCACGGCGCUGUACGGCGAGAGCGACCUCUAACCCGCCGGCCCCGGCCAGCGCCCUCGCCCUGCCCGCUGUGCGCCCCCGCCCUGCGCCCCCGCUGCUCCCCCCCCUCCCCCCCCCGCCACCCCAGCCCGGGUUUGGUCUCCUCCCGCAGCCUCGAACCCUCGAACUGGGCGAGCCGGGACCCACGUGGCGUCGAGCCGCCCUGCCCGCAAAGUGACAGUUUACAAAAUUAUUUUCUGCAAAAAAAAGAAAAAAAAAAGUUACAUUAAAAAAAGUAAAAACAAAAAACAAAAAAAAAA